Molecule: messenger RNA, 601 nt
Organism: Gamsiella multidivaricata
Lineage: Eukaryota; Fungi; Mortierellomycota; Mortierellomycetes; Mortierellales; Mortierellaceae
Exons: 5
Coding region: 70-498 (142 amino acids)
Source: RefSeq, a predicted model, not a curated record
GCCCACUAUCCCACGACUUUACUGAACAAUCUUCUCGCUCUUUAUCUUUUCUUCUCACUACAUCGAACCAUGUCCGUCACCAGAGUUGUCGAAUCGCGCAUCAUCGAGGCGCCCGUAGAGACGGUGUGGACCCAUGUUCGCUCAGUUGAUCUUGGUUUCUGGAAAGCUGUCAAGCAUGUCGAGGUCAACGGCGGUGCCGGUGAAGUCGGAAGCACCAGAAAGAUCUCCUUCAACGAUGGCGCUGUUCAGGAGGUCAAGAUUGUGGAACUGUCUGACCUCGGCCACUUUGUGAGCUUUGAUUUCAUCGAAGCACAACCACCCGUCGACUUCAUGUCUGCGUUGCACACGAUUACCCUUCGAAAGGUCACUGCAAACAAUACUACGUUUGUCGAAUGGUCCGCAGAGUUCUCAUCGGAUGCUCAGCUUGCUGUGAUUGAGGACAGUCGCUACAAGCGUCUUGAAGGCCUGGAGGAUCUCGCAAGAGCCGUUAAAAAGUAGUUGACGGCAGAGUAUGACACGACACGAUACUACAAUUGCUGUCUAUAAAUGGUUGUAAAUAGCUGUAUAUGGCUGAGGCCCAUGCGAUCUCAAUAAACUUGCC